AUGGAGUCCCCAAAACUUGUCACUGUUUUUGGUGCUACAGGCAACCAAGGCGGCUCUGUUGUCCGAUCGCUUCUUCGCAAUAGUGCGGUAUUCCGUGUCCGAGGAAUCACUCGUAACCCAACCUCCCCUAAGGCCAAGGAAUUGGUUAGGGCUGGAGUUGAGGUUGUUGGCGCAGAUGGAUUUAAGAAGGAGGAACUAGUGAAAGCAUUCAAAGAUAGCUGGGCAAUAUUCGUUAAUACGAAUUCUGACGAUUCGGCUUUUGAUGAUCCAAACGGUCCUACGGAAUUGGACCUUGGUCGCGUCAUUGUUGAUGCUGCAAACGAAGUUGGCGUGGAACAUUUCGUGUACAGCUCCGCAGGCCAUAUCUAUGAAAUCACUAAAGGGGCUGUCAAAUUGGAUAUGAUGGACUGCAAAAAUAAAAUCGAACAGCUUGCUCGAAAUAGCCCCAAUAUCAAAAGUGUAACAGCUGUGUGCGCGGGCUGGUACUUCGAAAACUUUAUGUCCCCGUUCAUUGCAGAGGUCUUCGGCGGAUUCGCCCUUGAGACGGACUCUGAAGGUUAUGUCACUCUCUCGCAGCCUUUGGUUGGCGGCCCGGGCUUGGUCCCAUUUAUUUCAAUCGAGGAAGACUUCGGAGAUCUUGUCCAUGGUGUUCUGUUGGACCCAGAAACCUGGGGCGGAAAAACCAUCCAAGGAAUUAGUCACUUAGCCACCUUUCCCGAGAUCACUGAGUCUUUCACCAAAGUUACGGGCAAAAAAUCCCGCUACGUUCCCAUAGAAACCGAACAAUUCCCUACCAUGGGCGGCAUUAGGGCACUCGAAAGUAUUAGGGACAUGUAUGUAUUUACACAAUGGGCUGGUGGUCGAUAUUUCGCGAAUAUGGAGUUUGAUGUUGAGCAGGCAAAGGCCCUUAAAAAAUCAGUUCAAGCCGUGGUUGCUGCAGGAGAUCCUAAGCCAUUAAUGAGCUCCGAACAAUUUUUUGCCAAGAUGUUCAGCGGAAACAAACCUGAGUAA
Molecule: messenger RNA, 1011 nt
Organism: Histoplasma mississippiense
Lineage: Eukaryota; Fungi; Ascomycota; Eurotiomycetes; Onygenales; Ajellomycetaceae
Exons: 5
Coding region: 1-1011 (336 amino acids)
Source: RefSeq, a predicted model, not a curated record